AGAAAUUCCAGCACGAACCACCCACACAGAUCCCCUGUACACUCAAACAUGAGCCGACGCCGUAGUCGCUCGCCUCACACUCGCCAUGGCUGGCGAAGCAGAAGUCCAGAUCGCCGCCGACGAAGCCGAACACCGCCGUCUCGGCGAGAUGCAUAUCGCCGGCGUAGUCGCAGUCCUGAUAACAAGUACGGGUCUCAUCUCCGCGACGACUUCGGUCGGGAUCGGGAUCGACGAAGCUCUACAACCACAUCUCAGCCGUCGUCAUACGCCCCACGCCGGCCUCCUGCAACCUCCAGCGAAGACGACAACGGCUACUACGCGAUGCGCAUUGCCGAGCGCCAAGCGAUCAAGUAUAAUCUCUGGGCAACAUUUCCGUCCCCGCCGUCACCGGAACCCGUCGUCGCAAAGAAGAAAUCUAAGUCUGCUGCUCGACCACGCACUCCAUCCCCAGCUCCAUCAUCAUCGUCCUCAUCUUCUUCGUCCGAGGAAGAGCGCCGCCGUCGCCGCCGAAGAAGUCGUCGUAGCAAGCACAAGUCGUCCAAAACGUCGUCCAAGGCCAAGAAGCGACGGCGGAGCCCAAGUACAAGUAGCAGCAGCAGCAGCAGUAGCAGCAGUUCCAGCGACUCAGAGCCCGAAGCAAAGGCACCGGCUUCCCCAGUUCCCGCAGUCGAGCAGUCUGCCGAAGAACUGGCGCGCUUCCGCGCUGCUGUGCAGGGCUCGAAACCCGCUCGCGACGACGACAACGACGAGAUCGUGGGACCCAUGCCCCUCCCCGACACCGCCGCAUCGGCCACGUCUUCCGUGACGUACGGGCGGGACCUCCUGCCCGGCGAAGGCGCCGCCAUUGCUCAGUUUGUCCAGAAAAACAUGCGAAUCCCUCGACGUGGGGAAGUUGGGUGGAGUGGGCAAGAAAUCGAACAGCUCGAAAACGCAGGAUAUGUCAUGAGCGGAUCGCGCCACCAGCGGAUGAAUGCCAUUCGUAUUCGAAAGGAAAACCAAGUGUAUUCGGCCGAGGAGAAGCGCGCGCUGGCGCUGAUCAGCAUUGAAGAAAAACAGCAACGAGAAAACACCGUGAUGGCCGAAUUCCGAGAAAUGCUGACGGAGAAACUGACCAAGAAGCAUGGGGCGCUCGUCGUCGAAGACCGCAAGGACAUGCCGGCGGGGAAGGAAUAGGACAUGGCGCUGAACGACGACCGUCUGAAUCGACAUGCAUCGAGGACAUGCCAUCUAUGCGCUUCCCCCCUGCAUUCCUCAUCUUUAGCCAGUCUUGUUGCUCCCCCUAACGAGAAAGCGUUGCCGUCUCGAUCCAUGGAGGGAUGUGCGCGAGCUCGUGGAGCAAACGCCUCAUCAUGGGAGGAAUGCAACACGUGGUCAUCGUACCAAACGUCCCGUUGGGAUAAGCACGUUGACAGCGUCCAGACGAAUACGAAUGAAUAGCGAUCCGAGCCGAGCUGCAGUCGCUCCGGUCCAUUCCCGCGCUGCGGUCUUGGCGCCGCCGAGUGGCGGCGGAUCACCCCAUGCUCGCUGGGUG
Aphanomyces invadans is the source of this 1531-nucleotide messenger RNA. RefSeq lists its product as hypothetical. The coding region runs from base 49 to 1173 and encodes 374 amino acids. Gene Ontology annotation, molecular function: chromatin binding. NCBI's taxonomy places the organism in Eukaryota, Oomycota, Saprolegniomycetes, Saprolegniales, Verrucalvaceae. Gene Ontology annotation, cellular component: nucleus. The record is from RefSeq and is a predicted model, not a curated record. Gene Ontology annotation, biological process: regulation of gene expression. The transcript is spliced from 2 exons.